GGAGAUUUUAUAACAUUGAAUGAUAAGGCCUUACCUGUGAGCAAACUGCCAGAGUCCUCCAUCCAUUCUGAGGGACACAGACAACAGCACAGGGCAUCAUGAGUGUAGAAAAGAAGACGGCACAAGAGCCAUGCUGCUCCAAAUUAAAGAUGUUUUUGGCUGCCAUGGGUUUUGUGUACUUUGCCAAAGCAUUUCAGGGCAGCUACAUGAAGAGCUCUGUCACACAGAUUGAGAGACGUUUUGACAUUCCUAGCUCACUAAUUGGAUUCAUUGAUGGAAGUUUUGAAGUUGGUAAUUUGUUUGUAAUAGCUUUUGUAAGUUACUUUGGCGCUAAGCUUCAUAGACCACGACUCAUAGGAGCUGGAUGUUUAAUUAUGGCCAUGGGAUCCUUCAUAACUGCGGCACCACAUUUCUUCCAAGGACCGUACAAAUACGAGACAUCAAUUUCACAUUUCUCCGCCUCUAAUGAUACAGAGAGUAUUCUACCAUGCUUAACCAAUAGGAGUCUUACACAUGAUAAUGAAAUUCCCACAGUGGAUAUUCAAGCAGAGUGUGAGAAAGCAGCCAGCUCCUCCUUGUGGCUCUAUGUCUUUCUCGGGAACAUGCUUCGUGGGGUAGGAGAGACACCCGUCAUGCCUCUUGGGUUGUCUUAUCUGGAUGAUUUUUCGAGGGAAGAAAACACUGCUCUUUACAUGUCUCUCGUACAGACUUUGGGAAUAAUGGGGCCCGUGUUUGGAUUCAUGUUAGGAUCAUUCUGUGCCAAGCUCUAUGUGGACAUAGGAGCAGUGGACUUAGAUACCAUCACCAUCAACUACAAAGACUCACGUUGGGUUGGUGCCUGGUGGCUGGGCUUUUUGUUAACUGGUGGUGUGAUGCUACUAGCCGGAAUUCCCUUUUGGUUCUUUCCCAAGUCUCUUCCAAAGCAGGGCGAGACUGAAACGGAGAAAAAAUCAAAUGUUUUAGAGGGCGAGCAGGACCGUUUCAUUCCUGAUAACAACAAACAUAGUACUGCUCCCAACAAACCAGCUUCCAUGGCAGUUCUGGCUAAAGAUUUUCUGCCAUCACUGAAAAAACUAUUCAGCAACACGAUUUACCUGCUCCUUGUAUGCACCGCUUUUGUGCAAGUCAGUGGUUUUAUAGGAAUGAUCACAUUUAAGCCAAAGUUUAUGGAGCAAAUUUAUGGCCAGUCAGCAUCGAGGGCCAUAUUUUUGAUAGGCAUUAUGAAUCUACCAGCUGUGGCUUUGGGAAUCAUCACUGGUGGGUUUAUAAUGAAGAAGUUCAAAUUGAAUGUUCUCGGAGCAACCAAGAUCUGCAUUGGAACGUCUCUUCUGGCUUUCUCUUCGCUGCUUAUUCAGUAUUUCCUGCAAUGUGACAACUCACAAGUGGCUGGUCUUACAGUGUCAUAUCAAGGGGCUCCACGGGUGUCCUACCAGCAAAAUACACUAAUUUCUUCAUGUAAUAUGGGUUGCUCCUGCUCUCUCAAACACUGGGAUCCCAUAUGUGCCAGCAAUGGCUUGACCUAUGCCUCCCCCUGCCUCGCUGGCUGCCAGACCUCCACUGGGGAUGGCAGGGAUAUGGUAUUCCACAACUGCACCUGUAUUGGAGAGUCGCCGCUCCCAUUUGAAAACAUGUCAUCAGUGCUGGGCCAGUGCCCUCGCAAGAGUGAUUGUGACAACAUGUUUAAGUUCUACAUGGCAGUGACAGUCAUUGGUGCCUUUCUCUCGGCUUGUGGGGCCACACCAGGUUACAUUAUUCUGCUCAGAACCAUAAAUCCAGAACUAAAGUCUUUGGCUCUUGGUAUUUAUAUUUUGAUUGUUCGGACACUGGGUGGCAUUCCCCCUCCUAUUUAUUUCGGAGCCUUGAUUGACAGGACCUGUCUGAAAUGGGGCACAAAACAAUGUGGAGGGAGAGGAGCGUGUCGUAUCUAUGAUUCUGGUGCCUUCAGAAAUGCUUUCUUGGGUCUUAUUUAUGGCCUGUAUUCCUUAUCCUACGUGUUGUGGGGAAUCCUGUACAACAGACUGUCUCAUCGCGAAAAGAAGCUUGCACUAAAGAACCAAUUAAAAGCUCCAGAACAGGAUGACAAUGGUGUUUCUUCUGACAAUGGGAAUGUAUCUUCAGCUAUUGUAAAAUGCAGCGAAAAUCCAGACCAGGAGACCACUAUCUGAAGUUAUGCUUCCAGUACUUUUGGAAAGUCAAAUGUGUGUAUUGCGCCAAAAAGUGUUAUAGGAAAUAUCCAUAUCCAUGCCAAAUGUAAAGGUUUUGAUCAUGAGCUUGUGUUAAUUUGUAGAUUUAUUGAUCGGAUGCUGUUAUUUCCUGGAUCUAAUACAUAUAUUUGUAUUUGCAUUAUUUACACAUUUAAAGGACAACAUUCAAGUAGUAUCAACAUUAGAAAGUAAUAUAUUAUACUCAAAGUAAACAUGCCUAGGUAUGGAUAAUAUGGUUCAUCAGAUCAGAACAUUGUUACAUUGAUUUACUGUUAUUGUGUCAGGUCAUUAUAAGCUCACUGUUUCAUAGUUUCUUGUCAUGUCAUAAUGGUAUACAUUGAGGUAAUAUAUAUCAUCACACUUUGUAAUUUGUUUUAUGUGUAUAUAUGUUGUUUUGUAAAACCUAGUGAAUACCUGGAUGGAACUGUAUGCAACUGAAAGUAAUGGACAGGAUGUAAUGUACAUUGGAGUAUUUGGCAACAUUACUUAUGAACUGUGAUUGUGUACUUUAUAAUACUUAAAACACCGUAUGAAGUAAACAUAAAGCAAAUUAUAGAACUUUUUAUUAGUAAUAUCAGCCAAUUUGCAAGAACCCACCAUUAUUAAAAAAAAAUGUAAGCAGUAAUUUAGCUAAAUUUAUUGCAAUUAAAAUACUAAGUCUUUUAAGUAUAGAAAAA
Messenger RNA from Sinocyclocheilus grahami, 2881 nucleotides. RefSeq names its product solute carrier organic anion transporter family member 1C1-like. Gene Ontology annotation, molecular function: protein binding; bile acid transmembrane transporter activity. The record is from RefSeq and is a predicted model, not a curated record. The transcript has 15 exons. Gene Ontology annotation, biological process: transmembrane transport; sodium-independent organic anion transport; bile acid and bile salt transport. Bases 99 to 2165 code for a protein of 688 amino acids. NCBI's taxonomy places the organism in Eukaryota, Metazoa, Chordata, Actinopteri, Cypriniformes, Cyprinidae. Gene Ontology annotation, cellular component: basolateral plasma membrane.